AUGGAAAGAGCUGUACAAGCCUAUGGGGGGAUGUUUGGGGAGGAGAGGGAGACACUGCUAUACGCCAUACAAUCCAUCACAAGAGAAACGGAGGCAAUCAGGAUAGGAAAGUUACCAGCCAAGAGUAUCAAAUCUUGCAGAAAGAGAUUAAAGAAUGAAACGACGGCGAUGAUCGAAACGAUUGACGGAUAUAUUGGACGUGAUCCACCGGAAGACCCAAACGCCAUAGAACACCCUGCCGAGGAAUGGAAGCUGGCGAAGAAAAUCACAGAACUUCUAGGACUCCCUGAAGCCCAACAGCAGUCCGGAGAUUUCAAAGUAAAAUUGACACAUUUGAUGCAAAAGUUGAUCGACAUUCUACCUGCUACACCGGAGAUCGAUUACGAUGAGGAGACGUGGUUAUUCGGUGAAAGUGUCACUGGCGAUUCAUAUGCUGAUGAAGUUCUGGUGAAUGAGCAUGUGCCAUCACAAGCAGAAGCUGCGCUGAUGGAAAGAUCGGCACUGGCAUCGCAGAAAGCCACAUACACAAUUUCAGAAGACACCUCCACGGAACUCGACUGGAGCGGAAAAUCAUCAUUCUCUGACCGCUACCCGUGA
Molecule: messenger RNA, 597 nt
Organism: Botrytis sinoallii
Lineage: Eukaryota; Fungi; Ascomycota; Leotiomycetes; Helotiales; Sclerotiniaceae
Exons: 2
Coding region: 1-597 (198 amino acids)
Source: RefSeq, a predicted model, not a curated record